GCGAGUUCCGGCGGAAGGAGCUGGGCUGGCGCUAGCAGGCAGUUUCCGCGCCUUCGCCUCGGUGGCGGGGCGGCUGAGCUGUGCCUUCAAGGAGCUGUGCCCCACUACCUCCCUCCUCCCCCCGUUCCCGCUGCCGCCUCUGGCCAUGUUGCUGCCGUCCGACGUGGCCCGGCUGGUGCUGGGGUAUUUACAACAAGAAAAACUUCUGGCUACCUGCCGUGAAUUUAUUUUGGAAAGCUCAGAUUUGAAAGAAUAUGCAGAGCACUGUACAGAGGAUGGGUUUAUUCCAGCCUGCUUGCUGUCCCUGUGUGGAAAAAACUUGACAACCAUUCUUAAUGAAUAUGUGGCCAUGAAAACAAAAGAAACAACAAGUGAAGUUCCAGCAAUGAUGUCAUCUCUGUGGAAAAAAUUAGACUAUACACUUUCUCAGAUCAGGAGCAUGCAGAAUUCCACAGGAUUUUCUGCUAAUCAAAGGACACGUACAAGAAGUGGAAUUGUGGAAAUGAAAAGACAGAGAAUGCUUCAGCAGUCAGCUCCUACGAACUCAGGAUUGUUAUCAGUAGCCUGUCAAUCAGGGCCGCAGAAUUCCUCUUCUGUUGUAUCUCCUCAAGUUAUUCACAGGCCACCAAUAAAUCAAAGCAUAUCACAGACAAGACUGAACACAUUGUUUGUGCACCAGUCACAAACCCAGGAAAACAAGAGCAGCAGAGAUUUCAUCCACAUUCAGGUACCAGCAUCACAAGAACGAAAGCUUCAUUCAAACUUGCUCUCUCCAGGAAGACGGAAAAGUGAAUCUCAGAAGAGGAAAAGUAUUACAACAUCUGGACCUCUUUCGGCAACUAGAAGUUCUCAAGACACUGAUGAAGUAAUAACAGAAAGUGAGCCUCUUGAAGAAUUCAUAGAUGGUAACUUCCCACAACUGGUUAUUGAAAAUGCCAGAGAAAAAAUCUUGAGCAACAAAUCUCUUCAGGAGAAGCUUGCUGAGAACAUUAACAAAAUCCUGGGCAGUGAUGGCAACGUUGCUCAGGCCCCUAAACAGACAGACAGUGGUCCCUCGGAACAGGAGACUUCAAUUGAUGAAAUCCUUGGACUCCAGGGUGAAAUCCAUAUGUCAGAAGAAGCUAUACAGGACAUUCUAGAACAGACAGAAUCCGAUCCAGCUUUUCAGGCACUCUUUGACUUGUUUGAUUAUGGAAAGAGCAAAGUAAACAAGAAUUUACCUGCUGGUAUUUCUGGUCAGAGUGGAGUAGAAAAUGGAAUCCUGGUGGAUGAGGAUAACCUGGAAACACUUGAAAGUUCUUUAGGAACAGAAGAUUCUAGUAUAUGUGAUAAUUCUAGAGAAUCGCUAUCCUGUAAAGGUUUUCAGUUAGGAGAAACAUCAUGUGCCUUGAAGACCAGCAUUAACAAUGAUGAUGCAGCUAAGAAAAAUACAACUAGUGACCAGCUGCAUGGGAAUUGUACACCAAGGAAGCAGACUGAAGUACUUAAAACCAUUACCCCUGAACAUAUUGGAGAGCUUGAAAUCGCUUUUGACUCUGUGUCUGGUUUGACUGAACCUGACAAGAGACAGAGUUCUGAUAGCAAAUGUAAUGAAUGCUGUGGAGAUUCUUAUGGUAAAAAAGAGUUGCCUGCAUUAGUGGCUGAAAGUGAAAGAGCUAUGGAAAUUGGAAAAGGACCAUUAAUUCAUAGUGCUCAAAGUACUCCUAAUUUAGAAUAUGUUCAUUCUGGUAGUCCACAGAUUUCUUUGAUUUCAUUGGCAGAAGGAAGUACAGCCAGUGAAAACAGAACACAUUCUGGAAGUAAAUGUCACUUAUCACCAGAUACAUCACUAUCUGAAAAAAUACUUACUGAAAGCCCUUCUAAUGGGAGCCCUGGCCACAGUGUACUGCUGAGAAAAACCAAUUCCUCAAUUUCUAGCCCAUCAGCAGAUGCAGGAAAGGAACAGGACACAACAAAUGGUACAGCUGCCUUACCUGGUAUUUUACAGGAGAACUCUGUCCAUCAGGAGCAGAGUACGCAAUCAGACUGUGCUGCAAGAGCUGCAGUGAAGGUUUCUGAUCUUGACAAAGCAGAGUUGCAGCUUGAAGUUGUUGAUACCUCUAACAAAACUUGCUCAAAUGAUCAGCAUACACUUGAUAAGCCUUGUAAGAAAUAUUUAAGCUUCCCUUCAGAACUGUCAAGCUUGGAGGGAACACAAGGGGAAGUGCAGGAACCUUCAUCUUCUACAAAAGUAGAUGCUGAUAAUGUAUAUUUCUCUUCUGGUGAUGACGCAUGUACAGAAAUUUCUGUAGUACCCACUGAAAAUACUCUUACUACAUCUGAAAUAUGCCACUCUCCUCUCCCAGAAACUGCAUCCUCAACAGAUGAGUCAGGUACUGAGGCCAAAAGUGUAAGCGGUGUAUCUUCUAGCAGUCAGCCGAUGGAUGUUGAUCCUUCUAAUAUAAUGUCCCUCAAGAUCAUCAUCAGCGAUGAUCCAUUCAUUUCAUCUGACACAGAGUUAAAUAAUGCUGUUUCCAGCAUCACAGGAGAAAAUUUGCCAACUAUAAUACUGUCUUCUCCAGCCAAAUCCCCAACCAAAACUGCAGGCCUGUCCAAAUGUCUGACUUCAGAAGACACUGAAAAAAACGUGGAUUCAGAUUUGACAGAGCAGAAUCUUCUUGUACUUAGACCUAAGGAUCCUGUGGUCACCUCAGUCAACACUCAGAAUGAAGACUGCCCUGUGUUUUCAGUUGCAGGUACAACUAACCUUUCCAAGGAAGGGGGAUUUAUACAGUUGAUGCCAGCAACAAGCACAGCUUUUGGGAAUUCAAGCAACCUUUACAUAGCCACCUGUGUGACUGAUCCAGCUGCCUUGGGCACAGCGGUAACACCAUCAAAUGUAGUUGUAUUGCCUGGCAAUUCUAUGCCACUUGCUGCCCAAGCUCCAGCAGUACAACAGUUACGGACUCCUCCUAGAUCCAGCAGUACAUUUGCAGCAAAUCAGGCUGUCUCCCCAAACUUCGCACAAGGUUCUGCCAUUAUAAUUGCAUCUCCGGUGCAGCCUGUUUUGCAAGGAAUGGUGGGAAUGAUACCUCUCUCUGUAGUAGGACAAAAUGGAAAUACAUUCUCGGCACCUGCCCGUCAGGUUCUACAUAUGCCUGUGGCUAAUACAGUGUGCAACAGAAGUGUCCCAAAACUACCCAUCCCUCCCAAAUCACAAAAGAUUCCUGGAGCAAGAAACAAGACUAAUACAGGAAAACUGGUACCGAGCGCAGCUGAGCCUUUGAACCACGCAAGUUCUCGAACACAAAGAACUGGAAACUCAGACAAGCUUAUCACUGCAGAGCUAGGAAGGAAGGUGGAGGAGAACUUACCUGUUGCACCAGUAGAAAGCACAAGCUCGAGUUCAAGGCAAAGUGAAAGCCACAGAAGAGUGCUUUGCUUUGAUAACGUCCUACCUGCUCCAGGAGGAAACACACAAAUUCAGACUACUAAGAGUUUAUCCCAGAAAGAAAGAAAUGAAAAUACUGUAUUUGCUGUUGACUCUGCAUCGUCCUCUGCUAAGGCACAGGUAGCAAAGAGAGAGAAAGAUAAAACAUUGCCUAGAAUUCUCUGUAAGCCAGAAGUUGGUAGCAACAGAAGCGCAUCUGCAAAGGAGCUGCAGCCUGAGCGGAAGGCAUCAGCUGCAGGGCUUCCGUUAGAUCCCUUCCACAAGACUACAGCAAAUAAAGAAAAUGAAUUACAAAGGGAUACUGAUGAAAAACAGAAGAGCCAGGACACUGCCAAACUCUCAAAUGGCCAACAGAGCGUAAGCUUGUGGAAUGAGAAGACAGUUGCUUCAGUGCCGGAGCUGAACAAAAAGCAAGGGUCGCUGUCGAGUGGAAAUGGCAAAUCCUCAGUGUCUGUUUCUUUGUCUUCGAAGGAGCCAAAGAGAGAACCAGCUAAAGUUUCCAGCCAAGGCCUUUGCCUGUCAAGCCCAUUCACUAAGCAGUGUGUGGAAAUGCUGCAAGACAUUCAGUGGCACAGCCCCACUAGUAAAACAGUUGAGAACGGAGAAUUGCCUGUCCCCCGUACGCCGUCUGGAGUUGGGGACAGGCACACAGAUGAUACUACAGACAGCGUGCGGACACCGAUGUGUCGGCGCUUCAACGAGGACAGCACCACCCCUAGAAUCAUGGUGCCUCCUGCUACACCAGACCUGCCUGCCUGCAGCCCAGCCAGUGAAACAGGCAGUGAGAACAGUGUCAGCAUGGCUGCUCACACGCUCAUGAUCCUGUCCCGGGCAGCCAUUGCCAGGACUAGCACUGCAACCCCCCUGAAGGACAACACCCAGCAGUUCCGAUCCGUAAGGAGCGCAGUAAAGAAAAGGAAACUGGAGGACUUGAACGAGGGUGAGAGAAAUUCUCGUUCUGCAACUAGGAAAGACCUUCAAAGCUCUCCAACACCAUCAAAAAAGAAGAAAAUAAAGGCAAGUGCUGGCAUUUACUUGCUAAUUCUAAACAUACAUUAGUUGUCUAUAUAGAUAUUUAUGAAGAAAUGGUUCAGAGGUGCUAGUCCAAAUCCCAGAUACUCUAGUUAUAUUUGUCAGAUUUACUAACUUUGACUCUUCAGCCUCCUCUGAACUAAGUUUUCUUAAGAUUAGUAUAGCCCAAAUACAAGGGGGAUGUGGACCUGUUUGAGUGAGUCCAGAGGAGGCCAUGAAGAUUGUCCGAGGGCUGCGGCACCUUUCCUGUUGAGACAGUCUGAGAGAGUUGGGCUUGUUCCAUCUGUAGAAGAGAAGGCUCCAGGGAGGCCUUAGGGUAGCUUCCAGUGCCUAAAGGGGCCUACAAGAAAUCUGGAGAAGGUCUUUUUAGAAGGGCAUAUAGUGACAGGACAAGGGGGAAUGGAUUUAAACUGAAAGAGGAGAGAUUUAGGUUAAGUAUUGAGAAGUUGUUUGCUACUGUGAGGAUGGCGAGACACUGAAACAAGUUCCCAGAGAAGCUGUGGCUGCCGCAUCCCUAGCAGUGUUCAAGGCCAGUGUUCAAGCCCCUCUUGAGCAACCUGGUCUAGUGAAAGGUGUCCCUGCCUGUUGCUGGGGUUUGGAAGUAGGUGAUCUUUAAGGUCCUUCCAAUCAAAACCAUUCUGUGAUUCUAUGACAGUCUUCAGAUACCCACAAGUAAACUCCUACUGAUGCUGCACAUACCUAUGGAAUCUGUUAAAUGAGUUUCUGAAUUCUUAACUUCAAACUAUGUUUCCAGGUGGAAUGUAGGAAAUAGGACAAACUCAAACUAGGCCUUGCUAGGAUUCUAUACAUUCUUGCAUCCCCAUUUUCCAUCAGGACUAGGAACCCACAUUUUAUGUAUUCCCAGUCCCUGCAGUCCAUAGCACCAUGCAUUUGACUUGAGGAUUUAAUGACAAAUAGCAAAGAUGAGUUGAGAAAAGGUGAUACAUGCAAAGAAUCCAAAAGAAAACGUGGUAUAGCUCUGUAACUCACCGGGCUUAGAACACACUCCUGAAAUACUGAGAAACACUGACUUACUCCUGUGUACAUGACAAGCCAGAGGCCGUGCCCUCCUGAAGCCUGGGUUGGCUCCUGCUGGAUCAGAGCAUGCAGCUACUCCUGUCCCCUAAGCCAACAGCAUACAGCCAUUCCCGUGUCUGUUCCAAUGGGAGCUUAGUGCAUUUAUGUCUACAGCACAGAUGGAAGGCUGAGGAAGAAAGGGAUGCUUCAUCAGUAGCCCCAGGCUCUCAGUAUUUAACCUAACUGUUCUCUUCCUCUCCUACAGAAAAAGAAGUUACCGAAUUCUUUCCCAGCAGGCAUGGAUGUGGACAAGUUCUUGUUGUCUUUGCAUUAUGAUGAGUGAAAAAAUAAAGAAGCUGAGCUGUGACUGUUCAAAGCCAGGUGGUAUUUGCCGAGGUUUUGCAUGAGAAGUUAAUUCUAAAGGGUGAGUUGCACUUUCAGUGCACUGGAGUUUCACUUUAUAGCAAAAUCAUGCUGUUCCUGAAGCAGGUUGCUAAGUGUAAAUAUCAUUGAGUUGGUCUGUGUUUAUUUCUGAAAAAGCACUUGCGUAAUUAUAGAGCCAUUUAAUUUGCAAAGUUGUAAAUUUGUAUAAAUGUACUGUAAGAAAAGUUGUAUGUUUCCUGUUACACCACGUUGUCUGUGUUCUGCUGCAUUCUCUACUUCCCCUCCAAACCGCUUAGACAGUUUGUGAAAGGCGGUGUUUGUAGUUCACUAUUCUGAGACAGGGGCCACUUCCCAUUGUCUCAUUGAAUCCAAAAGUGAUUUAAUCUUUGGGUGAAACUGCCUUGUUCUAACCGUCUCUCCCUCCUAACUGUCAAACCCAUGCUGUAAGGCUUUGAAUGAGUUAACAAGAAUGCCGGUAACUAAACAUAAGGCCAGUAUAAAACCUCCAAACAUAUUUCUCAUCUAAUGAAGCUCUGCCCAGCCAGUUAUCCAGGUAAAGCUUUCAUCUGGAUGAGCCUCUGUUUGCAGUAGCGGCAGUUGAGUGCAGAAGCUGUUUCCAGACAGUGUGCUGUGCUGUUGGGUUAAUUCCCCUAUGCCUACCCCAGUUGUAUGAACACUGAACCUGUUGCAACAGCCAGACAAGCAUUUUGGGGUGUUCUGUUGCAAAAGUCGGUUCUUUUAACUGUCAUUUGUACUGGUGAGUUAGCGUUUGUUAACCCCCCUUGUGCUUUCAGCCAGACACAGAAGAAUUGGCAGCUAAUCUUUCUGUUUGAUGCAGAAUUUUUCUACAAACUGUCUUCCAGACAGGCCCAGGAGAAGCCCAGCCCUACAUUUGAGUAAUAAUUAGCAUGGGUAAAAAUUACCACACUAGCCUUGCUCCAGUACUGCAGGAUUUUUACUGGUAUUUCCUUCUUUGUUCUCAAAUUGUUGAGGUCUUAAAAAGUUGCAAGUUUUCUCGUAAGAGAUCUGUACAGCGACAGGGCAAUGGUUCAGAUAGUAUACAAGGAUUCCUAAGGAACCAAUAUUAUGCAGUAGAUGUUUAUAUUAAACCCAUCCAAUAACUGAAUACUGCAUAGCAUUCACAGCUUGAAUAAAUAUUUUUAGUUUAAUAACAA
Messenger RNA from Neopsephotus bourkii (Bourke's parrot), 7038 nucleotides. Its product is annotated as protein NPAT. NCBI's taxonomy places the organism in Eukaryota, Metazoa, Chordata, Aves, Psittaciformes, Psittacidae. The transcript has 17 exons. The coding region runs from base 146 to 4489 and encodes 1447 amino acids. Gene Ontology annotation, cellular component: nucleus. Gene Ontology annotation, molecular function: transcription coregulator activity; protein binding. The record is from RefSeq and is a predicted model, not a curated record.